CCUGCAUAAAAGAUGCCACAGAGAGUGAUCAGAGGAAAACCUAUUCAGGUCUUCAAAAGGAGCACGUCAGUAACAAAGAUAGCACUCUUCACUGGUAAAAAUCAAGAAGUGACAGGAGGACACAGCAAAGCAGAAUCUCUUGAAAAGAUGGUACUGGAAACUCUGAAUCCAAUGCACUACAUCAACAGCCUAAUCCCAGAUACAACGCCAGUGGCCACAGUGCUCAUACUCAUUCUCAUGUGCUUUUUGUUUCUUAUAUGGAAUCAUGAAGAAACUUCAUCAAUACCAGGGCCAGGAUACUGUAUGGGAAUUGGUCCCCUCAUUUCACACGGCAGAUUUCUCUGGAUGGGAGUAGGUAAUGCCUGCAACUACUACAAUAAGACAUACGGAGAAUUUGUGAGAGUUUGGAUCAGCGGUGAAGAAACAUUUAUAAUUAGCAAAUCCUCAAGCGUGUUCCAUGUAAUGAAGCACUGGAAUUAUGUUUCUCGGUUUGGGAGCAAACUUGGAUUACAAUGCAUUGGCAUGUAUGAAAACGGGAUAAUAUUUAAUAACAACCCAGCACACUGGAAAGAAAUUCGACCUUUUUUCACCAGAGCUCUGUCUGGUCCUGGUCUUGUGCGUAUGAUAGCAAUUUGUGUUGAAUCAACAAUUGAUCACCUGGACAAGCUAGAGGAAGUAACCACGGAAUUAGGAAACAUCAAUGUGUUGAAUCUUAUGAGACGGAUCAUGCUUGACACAUCCAACAAACUUUUUCUCGGGAUCCCUUUAGAUGAACAUGCCAUUGUGCUUAAGAUUCAAAACUACUUUGAUGCUUGGCAAGCACUUCUAUUAAAGCCUGACAUCUUUUUUAAGAUGUCUUGGUUGUGCAAGAAAUACGAAGAGGCAGUCAAGGAUCUGAAAGGAGCAAUGGAAAUCUUAAUAGAACAGAAAAGACAAAAGCUUUCCACUGUUGAGAAGUUGGAUGAACACAUGGAUUUUGCAUCUCAACUGAUUUUCGCACAGAACAGAGGGGAUCUGACUGCUGAGAAUGUGAAUCAGUGCGUGCUGGAGAUGAUGAUUGCUGCUCCUGAUACUCUGUCUGUGACUCUCUUCUUUAUGCUAAUAUUGAUUGCAGAGCACCCCACAGUGGAAGAGGAGAUGAUGAGAGAAAUUGAAACUGUUAUGGGUGACAGAGACAUACAGAGUGAUGACAUGCCAAACCUAAAAAUCGUGGAGAACUUUAUUUAUGAGAGCAUGAGAUACCAGCCAGUUGUGGACUUGAUCAUGCGAAAAGCUUUACAAGAUGAUGUAAUUGAUGGCUAUCCUGUGAAAAAGGGGACAAACAUUAUUCUCAAUAUUGGACGUAUGCAUAAGCUUGAAUUCUUCCCAAAGCCGAAUGAGUUUUCUCUCGAAAAUUUUGAGAAAAAUGUUCCUUCACGUUAUUUCCAACCAUUUGGAUUUGGCCCUCGGGGCUGUGUAGGAAAGUUUAUUGCCAUGGUAAUGAUGAAAGCAAUUCUGGUGACUCUUCUGAGACGGUGCAGAGUACAGACAAUGAAAGGAAGAGGUCUUAACAACAUCCAGAAAAGCAAUGACUUAUCCAUGCACCCCAUAGAAAGGCAGCCGCUGCUGGAGAUGGUUUUCACACCAAGAAGAUACACAAACAAGAACCAGAGUGACUAAAAUGAAUCAGCGUUAAAGUUACAGGGCUUUCUCAGCCACAUCCACUAAGAAAUACCCACCAUUCCUAGGCAAAGAUAUAGAGUAAAGCAUCUCAUUGCCCCUUGAUGACUACAAUUCCAGAUGACAACUUGUUCUGCCUGCACAGUUCAGGUCACAACUUCAAUGUAAGAAAGUAAGACUAAAAUUACCAAAUAGUCCUCUUGCCAGAUGAUGCCACACUAUAUACAGGAUUCCUGGCUACUUUUUAAAACCAUCGAGUUCAGACAAAGUUAUGCCUUGCUUUUCAAACAGUGCAAGUUCAGAGAUUCCGGGGUCAACAAAAGAACAUGCCUGACACAUAUCUAAUUCCAGGACUGCAUAUGUCCCCUUUGCUCCCACUUCUCCGAAGCUGGACCUAGUCCUAUUUAGCCACUACAGAAGCUCUAAUUAUCUGGUUUUAAAAACAUCUAAAUGAAUACUAUUAAAGUUGAUUUUAAGUCUAUGAAAGAAUUUAAAACAUCCAGGACAUGUAUGUUAUAAAACAGUGCUUGUACAGAAGACAUUCAAAUGUUUUUCUUCACCAUGUUUUGCUGUCAUACUAAAGAGAUACCAAAGAUUUCAGUGAUGGUAGUUUUCAGAGUGCUAGGUAACAUAACAGUUGAGAUAACUUCUUUAUGUUUUUAAAACCCAGCAUGCUGCUACAGAGGAUCUGUAAAUAUCUUGAUAAAGACCAGCUGAGAAUAAGGUAAUGGACAUGAAACAUUACUGCUUGCAUUACGCUGGGAGGAGUAGGCAACAUCCAGCUUCACCUCAUCUAGUUUAGUGUAGAGAUUUCCCACCUCACCUCAGGUUGGUGAAGAAGUUCAAAUUCUCUCUAAGCUGCCUAAGCAGUACCAAAUCCUGUUCCAAUCUGGGUUUAAUUAUUCAAUUCUAAUUCAAAGACUAAGAUGUGAAGUUGUUGCCCAGGUUCCCACACCACAGCAGAGGAGACUGUCCCUCCCUAAUCACCCGCAGUGCUCUCGUUGCUUCUCCUGGAAGAACACUGGGCAAUAUCUUGCUCUCAAGCAUCUUGCUUCACAUCCACUGAUUUAAAGAGAGUCGGUCGCAUAAGAAGUGAAACACUGACUCAAGAGGCAGACUUUUUUUUUUAAGUUUAAAUGGGCUUCACUCAUCUACUCAAGGUAAGAUGCAAGUUCUAUUGGGUAAAUGCUCAGAAUAUUGCAGUGGCAAAGGAAGAAAGUUCUGAAGUAAGAAGCAGAUGUCUAAAAACCAUUUUUAAACGGGUUUUGCAUACACGUAUUUUUAUUUUAAUUAUAAAUUAGGCUUAGUUUUAUACUUAGUCCUUAACAGCUUUCCUGCCCAAAUUUUCUUGUUGAAAAUGGGUCUGUCUUGAAAUCUAUAGAAUCCUGACAUUCAGAGAUAUCGCUACAAGCUGAAAGACACGUUGAUAGUUUGGUCAAGAAGGUAAAGAAUGUCCUAGCUUAACGACAACAUUUCCUGACAGAGAUUUGCCAUUUUCAAUCAGUUUGAAUUUUCGUACUGUUUAACCGAGAGAAAGGGGUUUUCCAGAUAAAGUGCCUUGAUAAAGCCAAACAAGCAAUGUAAAAUAGGCUUUAUAUUAAACUAUUCCUUCCAAGGCAUUUAAACAAUAAAAAUAAAAAUUAAAAACUCGAGAAGA
Messenger RNA from Cuculus canorus (common cuckoo), 3316 nucleotides. RefSeq names its product aromatase. The record is from RefSeq and is a predicted model, not a curated record. Lineage: Eukaryota; Metazoa; Chordata; Aves; Cuculiformes; Cuculidae. Gene Ontology annotation, molecular function: monooxygenase activity; iron ion binding; heme binding. The transcript has 10 exons. Bases 13 to 1659 code for a protein of 548 amino acids.